AUGGAUUUGGAGCUGAAAAAGGCAGUGAUGGAGGAUCUUGAAAACUUUAUCAAUGGAGAAGAAUACUACCAAAGAGUGGGAAAAGCUUGGAAACGUGGAUACUUACUGCAGGUCCUCCAGGGACAGCCAAUCAUACUAGUCGUUGAGGAUAUCGAUUGCUUUAUCAAGCUAGAAAAUCGAGAAUCGGAGAAUGAACAUCGGAGAAAUCAAGAUGGCCUUUGGUCAAGUUGUGGAGAAGAACGCAUCAUAAUCUUCACAACCAAUCAUAAAGAACGAUUAAACCCAGCUGCGCUGAGACCUGGUCGUAUGGACAUGCAUAUUCACAUGUCAUACUGCAACUCUUCUGUAUUCAAGCAACUUGCCUUUAACUAUUUGGGGAUUAGGGAUCAUGGUGCUUUCCAACAGAUUGGAAGGCUGUUGGAGGAGGUGAAUGUCAGUCCUGCAGAAGUUGCAGGGGAGUUGAUUAAGAGCUCCAAUGUAGAGGCUGCAUUUCAAGGCUUACUCAAAUUCCUACAUGAAAAGAUUAGUGAACGACUUGCCCAAACAAAAAAACUAAUAAAAGAAUGA
Molecule: messenger RNA, 567 nt
Organism: Durio zibethinus
Lineage: Eukaryota; Viridiplantae; Streptophyta; Magnoliopsida; Malvales; Malvaceae
Source: RefSeq, a predicted model, not a curated record